Messenger RNA from Octopus sinensis (East Asian common octopus), 2104 nucleotides. RefSeq names its product ETS-related transcription factor Elf-5-like. Gene Ontology annotation, biological process: cell differentiation; regulation of transcription by RNA polymerase II. Gene Ontology annotation, molecular function: DNA-binding transcription factor activity, RNA polymerase II-specific; sequence-specific DNA binding. Gene Ontology annotation, cellular component: nucleus. The coding region runs from base 349 to 888 and encodes 179 amino acids. Lineage: Eukaryota; Metazoa; Mollusca; Cephalopoda; Octopoda; Octopodidae. The transcript has 6 exons. The record is from RefSeq and is a predicted model, not a curated record.
CUCUACUAAACCACAAGUGUUGCUGGAGCUCUGUUGUCUGAAUGUCAGGACGUAACGAAGUGAAUGACAAUAACGAGACACCAAAAAGAAAAAUUACGGCAAAACGAUUCUUCUGCUUCGGCGAAAAUUAAGUCGUCGCGUUGUAAUGUGAACCGCUGAUUAUUCAAGGGGAGUAACUUGCUAGUUUGAUGUACCAGCCCUUCCAUGACAAAGAAAAAUUCACUGUUCAAUAAGGUUUUCCUCUUACAAUAAGCUCAAAGAAUACCACUGGUAGAUAUUAUCUGGACAACUCUGAAGAUUGUCAAAAUAGGUAGCGAUUACAACAUAAGGUUUGGUUUAAACAAUAUCAUGGAGGAUUUUGCUUUUCCCUGGGAUUGUUUUGUUGAAAAGCGGGAAGAACAAGAGGAAGAAAACAGCACACGUGAAGUCGCUAUCCCAGAAUUGUCUCUUUUACUUGAGAAUAACAACGAUCACAAUGAUUGCCUAAUGUCCUCGGCCAUUUCAGAUUAUGAAACUAGUGGUUCUGGCCAUGGGAAGCGACUCUUUCACUUUCUCUUGCAUCUCCUUGAUAAUAAUAGAGACAACAACGCGAUAAUCAGAUGGGAGAACCGCAGUGAAGGAUUGUUCCGUAUUUGUUGCUUAAGCACUCUCGCUACUUUAUGGGGCAGAGAAAAGAACAACUUCAGCAUGGAUCAUAACAAAUUAAGAAGGGCUUUAGGGUAUUACAUCGACAAAGGCAAAUUGUUGAAAGUUGACAGACAUCUCUAUAAGUUUACCACAGAUUUUAAAGAUAGCAAAUUCAUGAAGUCGAGCAGUCAUCACCAAUCAUCGUUUGAAUACCCAAGUAAAUAUAGAGAAACUUUCAACAGCGACGAAACUCCCCUUUGAGCAUCAUCGAUGAGAGCACACGCAGCGGGGACAUCUUUAAUCCCCCACCGGUUUUCGUUGGUAGUGAGUCGAUCAAUUAUGAUGUAUGUUGCACUCAACACGAAAUCCCUGAAGCAACGGGUUCGAAAUCGUUUGAAUCGUGGUAUUGUGAUAAGACAAUUUAUAAAAAAUUGGUCAACGUAAACAGCUCGGAUAGCAUAUACAGUUCGAAUAUUGACAUUCCCAUCUUAGAAAAUUUUAAUAGUUCAUCGGCUUCAGACAACUGUAGCUCUUUGUCGCCCAAUGACUCCUUGCUGUCAGACACUUCGGAUAUUAGUUUGAAAAUAAAACGUUCCAGUUCUGAAAUAUGUCUGCCUGAUUCUCUGCCGAAUAAGCGAUACUGUCCCGAAACAGCUCAGAAUAUCACUUUCAGUGACAGCGAUUUCUCAAACUCUCAGAAGGUUACAGAUCUCCUCAAUGACGACUGGCACGAUCAAUACAUUGUGCCUGACACAGGGUUACAAAGUUACAAGGAUUUAUCCCCCGACUCGAAUCAUUUUCCGUCUGUUCGCUUCGAUUACAGCGAGGAGAAUGGGUCUUACGAUGUUGACAUGAGCUCUAAUUUCCAAUCUCUCCUCGAAGAUCUCCACAAAGAGCUACAGUUCCUAAACAAUGCAUAGAACUUCACAAUCAUUCAUAAACACAAGUCAAGUUAUGACUUCAUUGUCUGAUAUGUAUAUAUAUAGUAAUAUAAUAUAUAUAUGUAUUUAUAUUUUCCCAUUUGCUAGAUGGAUAUUCCGAUGAGGAAGGCCAUCGAAAAAAAAAAAAGCGAGUGGUUUGGUAUCCUAUUUUUCAGGAAAUAUAUUUUAUAUUGUUAUUGUUUAAUAGUAAAUGUCAAUCCUAAUCGAACAGCCUUAUAACACGCAGGUCGUUGGUCGAACGAUGAGGUAUGAUCUAGAAAUCCGUCUUCCCGUUACAUAACAUCGUUAUCUAGCCAAGAGCCAUGCUGCAUCCUACAGCAAGACGUGCAGCAUGGAAGUUUAGAAACAUAGCACUCUCUCUACAGUCUGCCCUAUUUAUGUACGCCCAUAUGUUAUAGUGCUGGCCACAAAAGAGGCGGGAAAUGUAGACUGGUCAGAGCUGGACAGUUGCUGUUUCUUUCCACGCACAGUGUUGAUGCUGUGCAUCCUAACACAGUGUUCAUAUCAGGAGAAUUAUUGAUGCUGCAACUACUUUU